Suillus paluster is the source of this 741-nucleotide messenger RNA. RefSeq lists its product as uncharacterized. Bases 1 to 741 code for a protein of 246 amino acids. The transcript has 4 exons. The record is from RefSeq and is a predicted model, not a curated record. Lineage: Eukaryota; Fungi; Basidiomycota; Agaricomycetes; Boletales; Suillaceae.
AUGGAGAAUCGUCGCGGUGCUGAAAAAUGCCAUCAUGAUGCUUCCGUAGUGUCGAGUCACUCAGACUCCGAGUCAAGCAACAACCAGCAUGCGCCCCUUUUGAAUCUCACAAAAAGACCGCCAGACUCGCCUGCGUCUCGAGAGACCAAAUGGCGUGCCAUAUCCAACAACUUUUCCGCCACUCAACACGCUGCUAUCCCCGGGGGAAACACUCAUGAAAAGAAUGUACAAGUCCGAGAUCCUUCCAUGUCCGAGUUCGAACGGCGGUCUUUGGCCCAGCGUCAGCGUCACGAGCGUGAACGCCUCCAGUGUGAGGCACGAGGAGUCGGUGAGCAGCCAGAAUGUCUCGCACAGGCUCCUCAUAGCCCUGAGGCUGAACAAGGGACACGGGCCACCACAGCAUUUGAACGCCGUUCUCUUGGACAAAAGAGACGCCACGAACGUGAGCGACAGCAACGUGAAGCUCAGCAACCACCAACCACUGGAACACCUGGAUCGGCUGCUCGCGAAUGCGAACCUACUCCUAGAGCCAUGGAAGUUGAUGAACUCCCACCUGCACACCAACAUGAUCAUCGCCCUGAUGGGAUGGACAUUGACCUGCUGCCGCAAGCUGCAAAUAUCUCAGAGCCUGUUGACAAUCUCCACAACCAUGUUCCACCUGCUUCGCCGCAAUUUCCUGCCACAAUUCCACCACAACAGUUCGUUCCUCUUCCUGUUCGCCCCGAUCUUCCUCUCACAUGA